Molecule: messenger RNA, 5553 nt
Organism: Lytechinus pictus (painted urchin)
Lineage: Eukaryota; Metazoa; Echinodermata; Echinoidea; Temnopleuroida; Toxopneustidae
Product: integrator complex subunit 2-like
Exons: 22
Coding region: 104-3544 (1146 amino acids)
Biological process (GO): snRNA 3'-end processing
Cellular component (GO): integrator complex
Source: RefSeq, a predicted model, not a curated record
ACCAUAACUUCACAGAAAAAUAAAAUCAAGGACUUAGAAUAUGACCAAUUCAACUUGAGACUUAGCAAUAGUGUGCUUAAAAGGUAAAUAACCUUUCAAAAUCAUGUUAUCAAGACCUGUUGUAUCACCUGAAGCCUUCCAGGCCAUGCAGAAUGUCGACAUCGAUGCCAUCGUGAAGCUAGGAGAGAAUAAACUGAGGGUAUUGCUGCCAUGUCUCGUUCGCAUGUCGCUUUGUGCUCCUUUGGACACCAGCAACAAUUGGGUCCAGGGACGCAAGAAGCUUCUACGUGUUCUCUCCGGCCUGGAAGUCGUCAACUCUAUCGUAGCACUCCUGUCCGUCGACUUCAGUACGCUUGAACAAGAUGCUUUGAAAGAAGCGAAGAUGAGGCAAAAACUUGGAGAUGCUGAAAACCACUUGACCGCUCACAUCCAGCAUGGCUUAGCUUUGGAGUUUGAGAAGAGUGAUUCUGCUAGACGUUUAAGGUUACUCAUCAGUGAAAUCCUAUUUAUAUCUAGUCAGAUUAAGGAACCAACUGAUUUCACCCACCGAGCUUGUGAGCUCUUUGAGAAUGAGGUUUACAAGGAAGAAGUAUCUGAUGUACUGUGCAUUGCACAAGCAGAGUUACCCUCCUUGUUACCUGUAAAUAGACUUGCAGAGGUUUUACUGAGAGUAAAGCUGGGACCAUCCAUGUUAUGUAGACUGGUAGCUAAUGUUCCAGAUAGCUUCUUUCAAGUUUGCAAUGUUUUGAUUAAGAGUGGGGAACGACAGGAUGAGGACAGCACGGGCGGAAGACGAAGGACUGAGAGUUUAAGACUAUUAGCAGCUAUGAAUCCCAGUCAGACACUCAAACUCAGAGCUUUAGCUGUUGAGCAAUGUCGUCUGCCAGGUCUAGCAGUAGCUCUGUCCCUAGACCAUGCUAUGAGGAGUAAGGCUGUCGGAGGUCAGGGUGAUAUGGUUAGCUUCUUGAGUGGUCUUCUCCUUGGUAGCAGUUCAACAGUACGGAACUGGUUUGCUCAGUUUGUACGUAGCAGUCAGAAGAUGAAGCAAGAGAAUACCAUGUUACAGUGUCUCAGGGAUCACCUUCUUCAAGAACUCAAAUCAAUCACUCCGUCUACAGAACACUUUGGUUACCUCGCUGCCAAAAAUGUGGUACAAGCCAGUGCCUUCAUGAGGCUGUACUGUGCUCUCAAAGGCAUUGCUGGAAUGAAAUUCAGUGAGAUAGAAACCAAGCAGCUAUUGCGUCUUCUGACCAGCCACCCUCCUCCCACUGCUGCUGGCAUUAGGUUCAUCUCUAUGGGUCUUUGUAUGCUACUUGCCUGUCCAUUCUUAGUCAGUGGUGAUGAUGAGAAAAUAGUAACACAAUGGAUUAACUGGUUGGUUAAAGAAGGGCAUAGAUUUGAGACGGAGAGUGGUAUAAGCGCUUCUUUCAGUGAGAUGUUGCUUCUGAUGGCCAUUCAUUUCCAUGCAAAUCAGAUGCAGGCUAUUGUUGAUUUAGUGUGCACCACUCUUGGAAUGAAGAUUGCUAUGAGAACAAACUCUCUUGCUAAGAUGAGGCUCCUUUUCAUUCAAGAUAUAUUCACAGAACAGGUUGCAGCAGCACAUGCUGUGACUGUAGCAGUUACACCUAAGCUGAGUGCAUCAACUACAGGCUUUCUACCAGUUCACUGUGUGUUUCAUCUACUGAAGAGCAGGGCAUUCACCAAACACAAUAUCCCAAUCAAAGAUUGGCUGUUCAGACAGAUUUGCAAUGCAACCCCUCCCCUCCACCCUCUACUCCCUCCUCUUAUUGAAGUGUUUGUGACCUCAGUAGUCAUGCCCACCCAGUCUGGCUCCAAGCAUCUACGGAAUGCUCCACUAUCUGAGAGGGAGAUCCUGUCUGUCUUUAAAUCAUCAGCUGUGUCCUUUGUAAGUGGGUCAGAAGUCAUGGAGGUAGAUGAGAAGGCAGAGAUUGGGGAGGAAGAACGAAUGACGGCACAACUUCUCAUGCUCUACUAUGUGCUUCUGUAUGAAGACUCUGUGCUGAAUAAUAUGAAACAUCUCAUGAUCAUCAACGAACGCCCCUUGACCUACUCCAGUCAGCUCAUCUCCCAGCUUCCCAUCAAGUACCUGGUACGACAUGCCCAAAUCAAUCAGACAGAGUAUGGCUCUCUCUAUCCUACAUUACUACGCUGUGUGUCAACACACUACCCUCAUCUGUGCCUGGUGGAGGAGUGGCUGGCAGACGAGGUUGAGGAGAGAACAAGACAGAGAAUGAGGAAGAGGAAGAUUGGAGGAAGGAAGAUGAUGAGAGAAAGUUGUACACCAGAAGAGCUUAGGACAGCUUUAGCCACAGUCUUGACAAACCCUACCCCGGCCGUCCUGAUCUUAGAAUCACUUCUUGACCGGGACAAUCCUCAACUCAUGGAAUACUCAGAUACUCUUGUGGCUAGUCUGUCAGGAUUGCUUGACCCACAGGUCCCUCGGAAGGUGACCAGUAUGGCGGUCAGUCUCUGGCACAAAUUAAACACUGUCAUGCCAAGAAAAUUACAUGUACUGACUGUCAAUGCGCUGGUCAAGACAAAACCGGUAACACCAUUCAAUGAGGAAGAUUUGACCCUUGACCCCCUUAUAGUACUAAGGUGUGAUUUGCAGGUUUUCAGGUGUCCACCCAUCCUGGAGAUAGUCCUGCAGACCCUUAGAGCUUACCUAGCAGCAUGCAGAGCAUACCUGUCCUCACAUAUCCUAUCAAACCCUACCGUAGCCAGGGCUAGACCAGACACAAGCAGUCCUACAGCCUUGCCAUCACAGCAGGAGAGGGAAGAACUCAAAGCAGCUCUGCUCAUCACACAAGAGAGUGGUGCUAUGCAGAUCUUAUUGGAGAUAUGUUUGCCAUUUGAUAAAGAGAAAGUUGAAGAGAGUCGUCUAUCAUGUCUGAGAGAGAUCCAAUGCCAGGUGUGUUCCUUGUUACAUCAGAUGUUCAUUGCCGACCCAAACUUGGCCAAGCUCAUCCACUUUCAGGGGUAUGCAAGUGAACUCCUUCCAGUGACUGUAGCAGGUAUACCUUCUAUGCAUAUCUGUCUUGAUUUCAUCCCAGAGCUACUGGCACAGCCUGACAUGGCCAAACAGGUGUUUGCAAUUGAAUUGACAUCUCAUCUUUGCCUCCAGUAUGCAUUACCCAAGUCACUUAGUGUAGCAAGAUUAGCCAUCAAUGUAAUGUCAUCGUUAAUAACAGUUCUGACUGGUGAACGAUGGGCAAUAUUCUACAAGGCAACACUGCCCUCUAUAGUGCGUAUCUGUCGAGCCUUCCCUCCACUCUAUGAAGACAUCACCUCAAUUCUGGUCCAACUAGGAAGAAUGUGUGCAUCUAGGAUAGCUACAGCAGGCAACAGCCCUGAUUAUAUCGGGAGUGAUGCAGAGCUGGCACAGAUGAUGAGCAGGGAAGGACAGAGAGCUAGCGCCCUCCGGAGUAAUGAGAAGAACAGUGACAGGGUGGUACAGAAAGCGGUAGAAGACACGUUUGCUGAGAUUGUGAGACUUGCCAUACUCCAGAAAGACAGUGAAUGAAAAAGACUAUUAUCAGGAUUCGGACACGAAGUGGUAGAAUGCACGUUUGUUCAGAUCGGAAGACUUGCCAUACUCCAGAAAGAAGGUGAAUUAGAAAGACCACAGGCGGGUAGUGGAGAGAAAGUAAAAGGAGGCGGCGGCAUGCUUGUUGAGAUUAUCCAUUGAUUCACUAUGAGAAAGUCAACAGUCAAUAGAUGAGAAGAAAAUCAUUGAUAUUGGUGAUGGUGUUUACCACCAAGAAAUGUGAAGCUUAUUUGUUGGAUAUAUCUCUGUUACACUUCCAAGGACUACCAUUAGAGAUAUGUAAGAAAUUUUACCAGACUUGAUAUUUCCACCAUUGGGCACAUGGCAGCUGUCAUUUCUUCUUUUUUUCAGCAUACCGCCACAUACUCAUUACAAGAGCCCGAUGUCAAUCUGGGACCUGUUUUAUAACACAUGUUAUCAAAUAACACAAAAUAAAGUGCUACAAGCUCUUAAGCCAAUAAAAGUGCAGGAUUUCAGUAGCUUAUAAAGUCUCUUGUAUCUUGUCAUUGAUACAAGUUUGAAGAAAGUACACCCAGUUGCACUGUAAAAGGGCAAUUGUUUGAAAUACCGGUAACCUUUGUAUGUCCAACCUUCAUUAUUUUCCAUGUAUUUCACUUUAAAAUGAAGCACAAGGUGAAGAUAUUAUUAAGAAAGGUUCCUUAGUAUACUUUAUGGACUUGCCCUUAAGCAGGAGAUAAAUGGUCGAUUGCGAAAAUUUAGAAAGUCUAAUGUGAUAUGAUUAAUCAGUAAUGUGCUGCAUCACCUAUUUUUGUAAUGAACAAGUUUUAUUUCUGAUGACAAUCUGAUGGCCCUUCUCAAAUUUCUGAAAAUAUCAAAAAUCAUGUUUUUUCUUGAGAAGGGUACCACCCCCCCCCCCCCCCCUGGACCAGUAUUGAAGGAGAGAAAAAUUGAGAAGGCAGAAUAACAGAUGCUUAUUUACUCGAGUAUCAUUUUUCUUACAUGUUCUAGCUUAUUAUUUAUUGAUGUCUUUUCCUUGGGGGAGAAAAAUGACUGCUUUAUUUCUGAAAUUAGUGCAGGGUAUGUUGUUUAACAUGCAAUCAGAGGAUGAAGCACAAGGAAGUCAAAGCAAGAAGUCAGAAGGGGAAGUAUAAAGUAUAGCACAAAAGUAGUGAUCAAGGUCUAGUUUAUUAUUUCACCAAUGUUCCAUUUUCAAAUCUGUACUUGCUAUAUUUGUGCUGUACAUUGAACCGCCCCUUUGUUAUGUCUCGCUUUCAUUCAUUUGAGCAUCAUACUCUGUUGAGUGCACAUUUAAAAGCUUCCUAAAUGUCUUGAUCCUGCACUGUUUUCUUUUGUGUUUAAUUAACACAAUCAUUCCAUCUACAUUUUUUAUAAAAGGGGUUCACCAAGCAAACUGAUGAAAAUUUCAUUGAAAUCUGAUCACAAUUUUAGCAAUAUUUUGUGAACAGUUACAUGCACGCAGUCAUGAAUAUUUAUUGGGUGCACCGAUGAUAUCAUGUCCCCUCUUUCCUUUUCUAAUGUUAUUACAUUAUAAUAUAACUUCAUAUAAUAAAAUACAACAGAAUAAGUGGGGAUUAUGACAUCAUCAGCCUGCUCAUUGCAUAUUCAUAAAGAGAAGUACAGAACUGUUUCACUAAAAUAAUGCAGAGGUAUAUGUCAUAACAUUGUUAUUCCUUGUCCAAUUUUGAUGAAAUUUUCGGUGUUUUGUUUGUCUCCAGACUUGAGAACCUCUUUAGGAAGUAUGAUAACUCGCCAUCGAUAAAACGAGAGAAAAAAAAACCCAAAAUAAUUAUGAAUACAAAAACACCUGAUUGCAUUUCUUUCCUUAAAUCAAGUAAGAAAGAAGCGAUAGUCAUGUUAAGUUGUGUUUCACACAAUCAUGGAUAUUUAUUUCUAGUUGUGUUAAGCAUGAUCAACAGGAACAAGUGAUGCAUAAAAUGCACCUUUCUGUACAUAAUGUUUAAAUAUAUGUAUAUAUAUUUUGCAAAUAAAACUGAAACAUCAUA